Molecule: messenger RNA, 2541 nt
Organism: Miscanthus lutarioriparius
Lineage: Eukaryota; Viridiplantae; Streptophyta; Magnoliopsida; Poales; Poaceae
Source: the annotation of a GenBank genome assembly
AUGCCGUUUCCCACCGCCUCCACCGCGCGGCGGCGGCGGCGGCACGAGGGCGCCGCCGGUCGGUGGUGCGGGCUGGUCCUGGCUCUGAUGGGGCUCGCGGCCGGCGCGGCGGCGGAGACCUCGCCGUCGGACGUGGCGGCGAUGCGGGCGGUGGCGAAGGCGCUUGGCGCGGACAAGACGCUGGGAUGGGACGUCGCCGGCGAUCCCUGCUCGCCGAAGCGGUGGGACGGGGUGUCCUGCGACUCGUCGGGCCGCGUCACCGCGAUCCAGGUCGGGAAGCGCGGCCUCACGGGGACCCUGCCCCCGGAGGUGGGCGACCUCACCGAGCUCACUCGCCUCGAGGUUUUCGAGAACAAGCUCUCCGGCCCGCUGCCCUCGCUCCCAGGGCUCUCCUCGCUUCAGGUUUUACUUGCCCACAACAACAACUUCGCCUCCAUCCCCGCAGACUUCUUCAAAGGCCUCACCGGGCUCACCGCCGUCGACAUCGACUACAACCCGUUCGCGUCGUGGACGCUCCCCACCGACCUCGCCGCCUGCGCCUCCCUCGCCAACUUCUCCGCCAACGGCGCCAACGUCUCUGGCACGCUCCCAGACUUCUUGGGUGAGAUGAAGGCGCUCCAGCGGCUGUCGCUGGCCUUAAACCAGCUGUCAGGACCCGUACCGGCGUCGCUGGCCGGCGCGCCGCUGGUGCAGCUCUGGCUCAAUGGCAUGCACCUCAAUGGGUCGAUUAGCUUUGUAAGCAACAUGACCUCUCUGGAGCAACUGUGGCUGCAAUCUAACGAAUUCACUGGGCCCUUGCCGGACUUCGCGAGGUUUGAUAAUCUAUGGGAUUUGCAACUCCGCGACAACUAUCUCACAGGGCCGGUGCCUGAGAGUCUUUUCAAGUUGAAGGCCCUGAAGAACGUGACCCUGACGAAUAAUUUGCUGCAGGGGCCGAUUCCUCAGAUUCCUGAUCAACUUGUUGCAGGGACAGACAUGAAAGCAGAUUCAGAGCGGUUCUGUGUGCAGGAAGCCGGGAAGCCGUGCGAUCCCCGUGUGAGCCUGCUGCUUGAGGUUGCUGCUGGGUUCAUGUACCCGGCCUCACUUGCUAAGGAUUGGGAGGGGAAUGAUCCGUGUAUGUUUCCGGGUGUUAGUUGCAUCCAAGGUAACAUUACUGGGCUGACUUUUACCAACAAGGGUCUCAGUGGCAGUAUCUCACCGGCCAUUGGGAAGAUUAGCUCACUUAAGGUGCUAAAUCUUGCUAACAAUAGCAUCACUGGUACUGUGCCUGAGGAGGUUGCCGCGUUGCCUUUGCUGACAGAUGUCGAUUUGUCAAACAACAAUCUCAAUGGGAAACUUCCUACCUUUGCUUCCAAGAGUGCAGUGGUGAAAUCUGCUGGUAACCCUAACAUAGGCAAGGAUGCUCCUGCACCAGCAGCAGGAUCAGGUGGUAGCAACAACAGUCCAUCGGGGGGAGGCAGCAGCGGAAGCAGUGGUAACAAUGGUGGCUCCUCUUCGUCUUCUGUUGGAGUCAUUGCAGGCUCAGUGGUUGGUACAGUUGUUGGACUAGGCCUUGUUGCUGCAUUAGGAUUCUAUUGCUACAAGAGAAAGCAGAAGCCUUUCGGAAGGGUGCAGAGUCCACAUGCCAUGGUUAUCCAUCCUCGGCACUCAGGUUCAGAUGACAUGGUUAAAAUCACAGUUGCAGGGGGGGAUGCUAAUGGUGGUGCUCGUGCAAGCGAGACAUAUAGCCAAGCGAGCAGUGGUCCACGGGACAUCCAUGUUGUUGAAAGUGGAAAUAUGCGACUAAGCAUUGCACUUGAUGUUGCAAGGGGUGUCGAGUACCUUCACAGCCUUGCCCAGCAGACCUUUAUCCACAGAGAUUUGAAGCCAUCAAACAUACUUCUUGGCGAUGACAUGAAGGCCAAGGUGGCAGACUUUGGAUUGGUCAGACUUGCACCAGCUGAUGGGAAGUGUGUCUCCAUAGAGACAAGGCUUGCUGGCACUUUUGGGUACCUCGCACCAGAGUAUGCAGUUACUGGACGAGUGACCACAAAAGCUGAUGUCUUCAGCUUUGGGGUCAUCUUGAUGGAACUGAUUACAGGACGCAAGGCACUUGAUGAGACUCAGCCUGAAGACAGCAUGCAUUUAGUUACAUGGUUCCGGAGAAUGCAGCUCAACAAGGAAACAUUCCGCAAAGCAAUCGACCCUGUUAUUGACCUUGAUGAGGAGACAUAUGCUAGUGUUUGUACUGUUUCAGAGCUUGCUGGUCACUGCUGCGCUAGGGAAGCACACCAGAGGCCUGACAUGGGCCAUGCUGUUAAUGUGCUCUCUACCCUUUCGGAAGUUUGGAAACCAACCGACCCAGACUCUGAUGACAGCUACGGUAUCGACCUGAACAUGACCCUGCCUCAGGCUCUGAAGAGAUGGCAGGCAUUCGAGGAUAGCAGCCACUUUGAUGGUGCAACCUCUUCAUUUGUUGCAAGUUUGGAUAACACUCAGACCAGCAUCCCUACGAGGCCGCCUGGAUUCGCAGAGUCGUUCACCUCUGCUGAUGGAAGAUAG